AACCCAGAGUGUGCCAUUAGUCAAAACAAAACAUAUUUCAUUUUUUUGUGUGCCCUUGGCCAUUUUGUCGAAAUAGCUUUUAGAAAAGAAAAACAUGUAAAAUAUUGAAAUGUCUGUAUUAAUUAAGUCAACAAAUGAACAACUUGACUGUAUAAUACAUGUCUUACAUGGGCUGCUGGACAGUGAUUUAUAAUGCUGGGGUAUAUACCUGUGGGUAGGUUGACAGUUCCGAUCCGUUGAUUGACAGGUGAUGAUUUAUGUAGGGUGGGGCUUUAUGGGUCGAGAGCUGGUAGCCAUGUAACAUGAUUGAUGGGUAGAUGUACCCUAUUAAUAAACACCCUGAUAAAGACAUCCAAGUAAUCACAUAGUUAUUUCUGACUGGUCAGUACUGUACCCUAACCCCUAGCCAAGUAUGUUGAGUAUUUGUGGACAGUUGUACUGCUAGUCAUACCCAGUAUCCAACUGAUCUAGGGGUGUCUUCACCUAUUUGUGAGUUCACCUGGAAGGAAAAUCUUUAUCAAGAGAUUCAGAAGUGAUUAUAUUAUUGUUUUCGAUUGAGAGAACUAUUUGGAUUCAUCUACUGGAAAGCUGGAAAAUGUUUGACAACAAAGCUAAACACCUGCUUUUAAGAGAAACUCAAUCACCUGAUCACAGGAAUUUCUAUUCUCAAGAACAAAACAAUAAUUUGUUUAAGCUGCCAAAAAAAGAAAUUCUUGACAAGUUGCCCCCAGACGAGCCACGCCCACCAUGGAAGGGUGUGUUGGUCGAGUGCGCCAAACUCUGGAGCUAUCUCUCUGGGAUCUCCACCUUCGAGCGGGCCAAUAUGCUCCGGAAAGGUCGCGAGGUGCACAAGAUAUACGUGGAAGUAAUGAAAGGAAAAACCUUCCUUGACGAUCAGUUUAAUCUCACAGAAUUUGGACGCAUGGUGCUUCAGAACGGGACGAUACGAGCUGGACGUGCCAAGAAUGCCAAACAAAUUGUGGUGGCACGAGAAACCUUGUACUGUAGUGGUUCCGGGGCGUGUAAACGAGGAUGUGGAGGAUACGGCGAGUGUAUACAAGGGUGUGAAAAAACAAAGAUGAGAGGUCACAAGUGCAGUUACCGUGUCAAACUGACCAUGAGACUAGGGUAUGUCAACUUCUGGUUUGUUGAAGUGCUCGGCGAUCAUGAACAAUUUGCUAGUCUCGACUCAGUGGGCGUCAAAAGUUCACCUUCACCGAAGAUGUCCAACAGCAGUAGCCCUGCCGGGUCACCUAGCCAUGUUCCAAUAAUUCAGUCGCCAAAUUCAGAUCUUCCAAACUCAGCGGCCAUCACUACAGCUUCACCGUUGCCGCAAAACCUGCCAAAUAUUCUCACCAAUGCUUUGUCAAAUAGUCUGACAAGUAGCUUGCCAAAUAGUCUUACCACUGCAUUGUCUAACAACUUGCCAAAUAUCAUCGCUAGUCAACCAAUGAGUCUGCCUAUUAACUUGCCAAAUAAUAUUGUAUCCUCCAUUGUGAGUCAUCCAGGGCUAUUUGCGAGUCACGCUGCAGCCGUCCGGUUGUAUAAUGGUGCUGGUCCGUGCGAGGUUGUUUACCCUUCAAUGGAGGGAAUCGCACAAAAUUAUUGUCAGGACAUGCCAAUAUCUCUAGUCAAAGUAAAAAAGGAACCAGAAGAACCACAGGAGUCGGGUGCCGAGCCUCACGUUUCACAAACUUUCCCAGAAAGAACGACAGAGGAGGGAGAUUUAAAAAAUGACUCUUCAAUGAUGACUGUUACUCACAGUGAGGUAUUUCCAAAGAUUUCCUCAGGAGGUCGGGCUAAAGCUAGAAAGAGAUUUCAUCCUGCACAGGUGAUGGGACAAAGGGAAGCUCAUCGCCAGAUGUUCACUCCGACCAAAACAAUGUACACACCAGAAACAGCCACCAGUAUUCCACAAUUAAAUAUGGAGUCGCACGUGCGUAAAGAGUUACGAGAACUUGUUGCUCGUCGCGAACAGGACAGAAACUCUUCCUCUUCAAAUUUUACAUCCAUGAACGGACAGCAGGAGGUGCGGCCUGUAGAUUAUUGGCCGGAGGCAACGUCUUACCCCAACGAUGAACCCAGCGACAGUUCCAUGUACACUUACGUCUGGGAUGGUGACAUGAAUGAACCGCAAGUUGUCGAGGAAGAUGUUACCAUGGAAACAACCAAUGAAGAGAAGGUAGCAAGAAAGGUUGCAAAGCAUGUGCAUGGUCGCUGGAAAAUGGGCAAGGAUCUGAUCACGAGGGUGAGACAACUUGAGACCCAUGUCAACCAACUUCGUAAUGUCGUCCUCAAGUCUCAGGGGGAGACAAAUACCAAACAGAGCCGGAAGAAGGGCCAGCGUGAAUUUGACUUCAAAAAGUACAAUACACGUCAUGUGGCUCUCAAGGUCCUGUACCUCGGCUGGGACUACCAUGGGUUCGCCGCACAGGAGGACACGGAGAAGACUAUAGAGACCGCUCUAUUUGAGGCGCUUCUCAAAACGAGGCUCAUCGAAGACAGAGAAACUUCAAGCUACCACAGGUGUGGGAGGACAGACAAAGGAGUCAGCGCCUUCGGACAGGUGAUUUCCAUUGACUUGCGGACCAAUUUGUUGGAGGGACCAGGUGUGAAAGUGAGGGAGGAUGGAACAGCGUAUGAAAGGCCCGGUGAAAAAACUACAGAGGUACGAUACGUCCACAUCCUUAACAAGGUGUUACCACCAGAAAUCAGGAUUCUGGCCUGGGCUCCUGUUAAUGUCAACUUCAGUGCCAGAUUUGACUGUAAGAAAAGGACAUACAAGUAUUUUUUCCCGAAGGGCAACCUCGACAUCCAGGCAAUGUCUGAAGCUGCAGAAAAAAUUACUGGUGAACACGACUUCCGCAAUUUGUGUAAAAUGGAUGUAGGCAAUGGGGUGGUUAACUUCCGACGAAAAAUUGUCUCGGCUGACAUCAAGGACUUGGAUGAAAGGGAGAAUGGCUACCAGAUGUGUGAGCUUACUAUCGUGGGCCUAGCAUUCCUGUGGCACCAGAUCCGUUGUAUCGUUGCUGUGCUGUACCUGAUCGGUCAAGGAAAGGAAAAGUCAGAGAUCAUUGACGAGCUGCUGGAUGUUGAAAAGACACCAAGAAAACCACAGUAUACCAUGGCCUCAGAGCUACCACUAGUGCUGUUUGAUUGCGAGUUCGCUGAUGAUGUAGAAUGGAUUUAUGAAGCAGAUUGGCACGAGGAAAACAUACGUCACCUUCAGCAGAUAUGGGCUCACCACACUGUCAGGUCAACAAUGAUUCGUCGAAUGUUAGAAGAAAUGGACAGUGCUAAAGUUGAAACUGAUUGUGACAUUGCCCCCUGGAAGGACCUCAGCUCCCCUAUUUAUAACCAGACAGAGUGGAUCAUACCGGGAAACAAGAGCAAGGUCCACAAACGCCUGCUUGAGCGACAAACAUGUGACAGCCUAGAACAGCGGAUAGAAAACUAUGCAAAGAGGAGAAAACUAAACACGCCGCCAUCUACAGACAUGACCUCAGGUUCAAACCCAGUUUCAGCCCCAGGGUCUGGGUCUGUCUCCCCCACCCCUGAGGCACAAACCAGCUAGGGUUGGAGGUUUGGUGUCGCACCCCGACAGACUUGCCUAAACCAGGACUGAAGGAUGUGUUCAAAUAAGGAGUCACAAAGUUACACUGGAAGAGGACAGACUAUCAACCAGAAAUAUUGAAUUGGUUGUUGAACACUAAAAUUUAAAGAUUACAAUUCAGUCAACUUCCUUCAGGACUUGGAUCACAGGGAUUCGUUUCUGGUUGGCCCUGUUCAAUCCUGUUGCUUCUUCUUUGUUAUGAUCUAGAGAACCGAUGAUCAUAAGCCGAGUAGGUAACACACACAAGGCUUUUAGAGAGUAACUCACCUGUCUGUCUAGAACAGGUAAUUUUCCCAUCGGUUUUGACCAUACAUAGUGCACUUCAUAUAAAUAUUUUGGAGUUCUGUUCAUGACGACAACAUCCAAUAGGAUAUUUGGUAAAAUUUCAUAACUCAUCCUACAUGUACUCAAGUUAUCUACAUGGACAUUGAACUCAGUUCAUAACUGUUAGUUUUUUUCAAAUUCAAUGUUUCAUUAUCCGAGUUUUCACAAGAUUCAGCAGUUUUAUACCAAGUUCAGCUGUGAACAUUUUUGAGUCCUUCAAGAUUUAAUUGUGGAUUGUGUACACAAUUCUAGCUUUAACGAUUCUGAUGUUUGUAUUUUAAAUAUUUCAGUGUUGGUAUAACAGUGAGACUUAACUCAAUAAUUCUUAACAAAAUUGAAUAAUGUUUGAAAUUUCAUAUUUUUGUCAACAAGAGAUAUCUGGUUUCCCCAGAAUUAGCAAUUUGACCAUUGCAGCAAUAUUCAUAAAUUAAUAACUUAGCCCAACCGGUUCAACCUUUUGUAUCGUGAUAAAGAAAACAGCCCAGGUCUUUUGUUAAACUGGUAUGUUUUAAUGACUGUUUUUUAGAUUUUGUUUUUAUUCAUAGCUUUAAAGAUUAUUCAGUCUUGAAAUGUUGAUAGCUGUCAACAUGAUUUUUUAGUGCUUGUAAAUGUUGAUUUUGCCUCCCCGAGUGCCAAGAUUAAGGGCAAAAUAUUGUUAUAUGAUCUGACAUUUUAUUCUAGUAUGGGUGAAAUAUUUCAAAGUAAAGAUUAGUUUUGUAACUAUUGGAUGUACUGAAGAUGAUGCGAUAUUGCGUUAUUGCUAGUUUUAUACAGUUUUUUUAACAGUUCUGAGCCAACUUUUGUUAAGAUAAAUAUUCUUUCAUUAACCCUUUCACCACUGUAGACCAUAAUGGACUCAUCCAAAUAAAUGUAUGGUAGAGUCUACUAAAGUUACCUAGGGGUGAAAGGGUUAAAAUGAGAUUGAUGAUUUGAAAUUGAAAAAUCUCAAAUGACAUACCAUUUUGAGUAGUUAUUUCAAUUUAUAGAGAACUAUUAGUGUUUCUAAAACUAAACCAAAGGAACUUCAUUCAUCGUAAUUCCUUGAUGCACAGUAUACUCUGUACCAACAAAGUACUAUAAAAGUUUUACUUCAACAGUUUCGUUGUUCAUUCUGUCAGUUAAUACAUAUCCCAAAAACGAGUACAAGAAACUAAAACAAGAGAUAAUGAAUAUAUUCAUAUCUUCAUAAUAUCUGUCCACCCACCGUCAAUAAUUCUCACCAUUCCUCUACACUCUGUCAAACUAACCAAACUAUACCUCUUUUACUAGGACCACAAAGCCAAAGCCAUAAUACUCUGGAAACUUUCCCUGUUCAAAGUAUUGUUAACUUAACUUUAAUUUUGAAUAUGUGUAUUUAAUAUUUUUUUAAUUAUUGAAAUUUAUAAUGAAAUUUACUUGUGAGGUUUGGUAUAGUUGCUCAAAGAAAAUUAAUCAGAAACUGUUAUCAGUUCAAUUAAGUUGCAUCAGAAGGUUUUGAAAGAUUUAUAUGAAUUUAUUUAUCUUACAACAAUUAAUUUAUUAGGAAUUGUAAUGGAGGCAGCUUUCAGCAUCUGUAUUCAUAUAAAAAAUACAAUUACACAAUAUUACAUAUACUACUUCAGGAAAAAUACAAUUCAGUUGAAAUAAUGUUCAUAAAUAUUAUAAUAACAAUUAUUCUUCCAGUGUUUGUCUAUAAGAAUUUCAAAUUGUAUAACUGUGGAUGCAUCAAUGACAUGUUGAGGCAAUGAAACAAGUUUUCUUUGACUUGAAUUAAUCACUCUUGUUGGUUCAGAUGUUAGUGUGCACGGUGAUUUGAUUGUGGGAGGAAGCUGGAGUACCUGAAGAGAACCUGCGUGGUCGGGCAGGUGUACCCAUACCUUUUCACCUGACCACACAAGUUUGAGUUGGGAACUCCUUCAGGUUACAAUACUUUGAACACUGGGAUCAGAAUAAAACUGUGUUAAAGGAUUGUUUUAUGUAUAUAGUCUUACUACAUCAUUGUGUGCCCAGUGAAGGAACUGUGAACACCUAACGUUGUACUUAGAUGUGCCUAUGAUUCCUUAGGUCCUCUCUUGUUUUAUAUGUACCAGUAAUUUACUGUGUGAUUCAUUAUAAAUGUCCUAACUCGACACACACAUUUAACCCUCUCAUCCCUAUGCAACUUGAGUAGACUCUACCAUCCAUUAAUCUGGAUGUGCCCAUUUUGGUUUACAGGGGUGAAAGAGUUAAUACAAGGAUUUAAAAGGUAAUUCUUCAGAUUAACUUUAUUUUCAAUAUGUAUGUAGACCACCACAGCUAGCUGUCAAUAAGAGCAUUUUGUAAGGACCAACACAAUCUCUUUCCUCUGUUCUCUCAGCUUAUAGUAAGAUAUACAAUAUUUAGAAUAAAAAAAUCUUUUUAAACGAAAACUGAUUUCUGAUCCAUUUGAAAUUUUGCCAAUGAAUCUUAGAUAUGGAUUCAUUACUUGGUACAAGUAUUUAGGUGAGAAUUAGUUAGAUUUUGUAUACUUAAAUAUCUCUUGUACAUAGAUACUUUAACUCUCUAAGGUAAGAAAGCAUUGAAGGCAUAAUUAUUGAAUUUAUACAAUGUAGACCUUUUAUAAAUCAUGGAAAACAACGGUGCUUAUUUAUUUUAGUUAGAAGACGGAAAACUCGUUGGUGUUAGUGGCAUACCAGAAUCAAUAAGUUUCCACUUUUGGUUUGAAAGUGUGAAGAACCGCAGUCUUUAGAAUACAUUUCAUUGUCGUUAUAUUUACAGUACAGGGUAACAUGUGAUUUCUGUUAAAGCUUAAAAUUCUCGUCGAAGGUAUACAUACUCACAGAUAUUUACAGGUGUUAGACAAAGAGGUUUGGUUAUUGUUAGAUAUUUAUUUAUGUUUUUGUAGAUUUUUUCUGAUUAGAAUACAGUAGUCAUUUUGUGUAGACUCUAGUCGGUUUAUUUGGAUCUGGAUUUUUUGAUGUGUAGCUCUCGUGGCAUUUCAGUUUGUAGAAACCUGUAUAGACUCAUUGUACAAUUAAUACACUGAAGAAGGAGGCAUGGGUUUUAAUGACAAACUGACAUAUGAGCAGCUUAUUUAACAUGUAAUAACAAUGUGAAAAAGUUCAAAUUAAAUAGAUUUUAAGCCAUAAUUGCGAGGCAUAAUGGCGCUUAAGAUAUGUAUUUGACCUAAUCAAAAGUAAGAGGAGUUUGUUAUGUUGUCUGUGUUGCAAAUUGGUGCUGAAUGUUUAAAAUUAAGAAAAGAUCAUGCGUUAUUGUAAAAGUAUUUGUUAUUGAUAGAAAUAUUAUUGAAGGGGAACGUAGACCAUUUAUAAUAAAUAGGUGCUUAGUUUUAGUUACCGUUUAACCAGGUAUACAUUUCAUUUAGUUCUACUGUCAAAACAAUUCAAGAAUUUAAUAUAAUUAUUAAACGUGAUCGUAAAAACACUUUUGAGCCUGUUAUGUAAACAUCAUCAGGACCAUCAAUACAUAAACUGGGCGUUCAAUAGCAGCGAAAUGUACUGAGACCAGAAAAAGGAUUCGAGGAAAAUUAGGGAAUUCAAGAUGUUCGCAUAUUAUUCAAAGUUUGACUGAUUUGUUACAAGUUAAAAAAGUCACGGAUUUGGUUAAUGAUUUCAUUCCCCAGUUAAUUUAAAUUUUAUGAUAAUUGGGUAUUAAUGUUUUAAAAAUUAUUUUCAGAACUGUUUAUUUUUUGCAUUAUUAGUUGGUUCACUGUUGAAAUACCUCAAACAGUUAGAGCUUCCAAAAUUGAGAGUUUUUAGCCCACUUUGUCUGUACUGGUCAGUGGGCUGCUCCUAUGUAAGGUCAGUCUGAAACUUCAGGCUGACAGUUGUUGGUCAGACCGUUUUGACGGAGAAUGGUUUUGUUAGCGAUGGUUGAGAAUUUGGCUGCCAAAGCCACUAGUCAGUGUAUCAUAUUUGAUUCAUUUUGCUUGUUAAUUUUCUUCUUCGUUUUGUUGUAUUUACUGACUGAUUGCUAGAAAUAAAUAGAUGUUACUACACUACGACACUAAUUUCUGAUUUUAAUUUUUUCCCCAGAGUAAUAAAUAAAGAAAUAAGUGAAAUAUAGAAGUCAUUAGACCCAGAAAAGUACAUUUUAAUGUUGUAUAAACAUUUCAAUUUUGUUUGUCAAAAUGAUUGUGUUCAGACCAGGAUUUAUUUUUCAAGUAUUUCCUUACUAUUCCUUUAAUGUCUCCUAAGUUAUGUUAGAAUAAUGUUAUCCUAUUUUCUGAAUGGUCCAAUCGUCCGUCAGUACCACAUACCCGGUAUAUCCCUCGUUUGUGGCACUGGAAUGUAUAACAGUCAAAAACUUUUCUACAUUGUUUAGCUUUUCAUUUUUUUUUAAAGUAAAGUUUGAGUAGAUUUAUUUCAAAAUUUCUUGCAAUAUUAACUCAUUCACCCCUG
Messenger RNA from Mizuhopecten yessoensis (Yesso scallop), 8316 nucleotides. RefSeq lists its product as uncharacterized. The record is from RefSeq and is a predicted model, not a curated record. The coding region runs from base 596 to 3574 and encodes 992 amino acids. Gene Ontology annotation, cellular component: nucleus; cytoplasm. Lineage: Eukaryota; Metazoa; Mollusca; Bivalvia; Pectinida; Pectinidae. Gene Ontology annotation, biological process: tRNA pseudouridine synthesis; mRNA pseudouridine synthesis. Gene Ontology annotation, molecular function: pseudouridine synthase activity; RNA binding. The transcript has 18 exons.